Messenger RNA from Asterias rubens (European starfish), 1594 nucleotides. Its product is annotated as N-lysine methyltransferase KMT5A-like. The coding region runs from base 201 to 1391 and encodes 396 amino acids. NCBI's taxonomy places the organism in Eukaryota, Metazoa, Echinodermata, Asteroidea, Forcipulatida, Asteriidae. Gene Ontology annotation, molecular function: protein binding; histone H4K20 methyltransferase activity. The record is from RefSeq and is a predicted model, not a curated record. The transcript is spliced from 8 exons.
UCGACAUCUGGGUUUUAAAAACGUAAACAAAACCCAAAAUUGAAGACGGGUCGUUCCACGUCGAUUUUGACGUAAUUGAAUGUAAAAUUAUUACAUUUUAGGUCUGUUGUGGGGAGUCUGCUUGUAAGCAGUGAAUGUUAAUCAUCUCUGCACAUCUUUUUGGAGCAUCCAGUGGAUCUUUGUGACCGUAAACUGACAAUAUGGGGAAAAGAGGUCGUAAACCAAAGAAAGUUGCAGUGGUCCCUGAAUCUAAUUCUACUGUUUCAUCCAUCAUGACAGUUCCCGGAAAUUCACCAUCGGUCAAAUCACCAAAGUUCAAAAGAGAAGACUCGUUCUAUGCACAGAAUGAUGAGAAAGACGUGAUGCAAUCGCCUGCCGACAAGUCUGGUAAGAUAACCAGCUAUUUUCCCAAAAGCCCCGAGGGAAGACUUCACCAAAAGGAUCUACUACCAGCGAGAGGGGAUCCAAAUAAUGAAGACACUGUGCAGGGUACCAUGGGAGAAGAGUCAGAUGUGGCAUCACUACCGCUCUUGGGCUUAAUCACACCCGACACCACACCAACGAAGGAGUGUAUCCAGCCGCCUGCUAGGUCUACCCAACGACGCCCUCGUCCCUCAUCCCCCCACAACCAACCCACGCCCAGCAACCCAAACCCAGAGGAGAGGGAUCUCCGGCCAAAAGCAGCCCAGAAGCUUGACUAUACUAGUGACCAAGUAGGCAAAGAGGAGGAUGAUAAAGCUGUCGGGUCUGAAGCCACGAACACCACUAGCAGAAGCGCAGACACCAAGGAAGGAGGAAAGACCAGCAGAAAGGGCAAGAGACGAUCAAAAGCAGCCAGGCAAGCCAAGCAAGUCCAAUCCCCGUCCGUAACGCUAAAGGACUACUUCCCCGUAAGAAGAAGCAAUCGCAAAUGCAAAACUGCUAUUGAGGCGGAAGAGAAGAAGAUGUUACAUCAUGCUAUCUUGUCAGGAUUGGAGGAAGGAGUUGAGGUGAAUGACAUCGUUGGAAAGGGUCGAGGGGUCAUCGCUACGAAAGUCUUCAUGAAGGGUGACUUUGUGGUGGAGUAUCACGGUGAUCACAUCGAUACGAAGACGGCCAGGAAAAGAGAGAGUGAAUAUGCAGCAGAUCCAAGCAUUGGAUGCUAUAUGUAUUACUACCAGUACAACAACAAGGCUUACUGUGUUGACGCCACGCACGAAUCAGGACGAAUCGGACGUCUCCUGAACCACAGCAAGUCUGGUAACUGCACCACUAAACUUAUCAGCAUUAACAGCACGCCAUACCUGAUUCUAGUGGCAGCCAAAACCAUCUCAGUCGGUGAGGAGCUCGUCUACGAUUAUGGGGAUCGGGACAAAGAGUCACUACAAUCUCAUCCAUGGCUAGCGCUAUAAAACUUAAAUAGUACUGAGCUUCGUUUCAUAAAGAUGUUGAGUAGAAAAUACUGUUCUGUUUCGAAAGAUUAAUGAAAUGAGCAGCAGUGCCCAAUUUUGUGGGUACUGCUUACCGCUGAACUCUGCCCAGGGUUCAAUUUCAUAGAGCUGCUCAAGCAGAAAACACUGCUUAAAAUUGUUCUGCUAAGCAAAAUAUGACAGAA